Molecule: messenger RNA, 3782 nt
Organism: Musca domestica (house fly)
Lineage: Eukaryota; Metazoa; Arthropoda; Insecta; Diptera; Muscidae
Product: plasma membrane calcium-transporting ATPase 3-like
Exons: 12
Coding region: 466-3543 (1025 amino acids)
Biological process (GO): calcium ion transmembrane transport; regulation of cytosolic calcium ion concentration
Cellular component (GO): intracellular membrane-bounded organelle; membrane
Molecular function (GO): P-type calcium transporter activity; ATP binding; ATP hydrolysis activity
Source: RefSeq, a predicted model, not a curated record
AAUUGAGAAUUUAAUUCAAUAUUAUCAUUCAACAAAGACAACAAAAAAGUUCCUUAUGUUAGCCAUUUUUACUGGAUUCACAACUACACAACUUGCUUUUAGUGAUUUAUUUUUAUUAUUUUUCGAAACGGCGGCGGCAGCGGCGGCGUUCAAUUGUUUACAUUACAUCUGGUGUUUGAAUUUCUUAAUGUUUACAUAAAUUUAUCAGAAUAUAUAGCAAUAAUAAUAACAACAACACCACCACCACCAUCACCACAUUCUCCUCAUCCUCGACCUCAUCAUUGACAGUGGCGGUAACAGCAGAAACAGAAAGAACAUCAGCAGCAGCAUCAUCAUCAUCUACAGAAGAGCGGAAUAUGGAUCAUUCAUAGUGCGCUCAAAUCUUAGGCACACAAUUCAAGAAAAAGCAACAACAGCGAAAAUAUUUUGAAUAUCAGCGAUUCAGUUAUAUUAUUGGUUUAACAAAUGGCCAGCAUUAAUGGACGACCGGCCCAAUAUGGGGUAUCACUUCGGCAAUUGCGCGAACUCAUGGAGAAUCGUGGCCGUGAGGGUGCUGCCAAAGUCGAAGAAAUGGGUGGUGUGAUGGAGUUGUGUAAAAAACUAUACACCUCGCCCAAUGAUGGUUUGAAUGCAUCGAAAACUGAUAUUGAACAUCGGCGUGAAACAUUUGGUUCGAAUAUUAUACCGCCAAAGCCGCCGAAAUCAUUUUUCCGAUUAAUGUGGGAGGCAAUGCAGGAUGUGACAUUGAUUAUCUUAGAAGUGGCUGCCAUUGUAUCACUGGCAUUGUCAUUCUAUGCACCAGAAGAGGAGAAUGCACCCGUCUUGGAAGAGGAAGAAAGUCACCAUGGUUGGAUUGAGGGUUUAGCCAUUUUGAUUUCUGUUGCUGUUGUCGUCAUUGUCACCGCCUUUAAUGAUUUCUCCAAAGAACGUCAAUUCCGUGGCCUGCAAAAUCGCAUUGAGGGCGAACACAAAUUUGCGGUUAUACGCAAAGGUGAAGUUUGUCAAAUUUCAGUUGGUGAUUUGGUUGUGGGUGAUAUUGCCCAGAUUAAAUACGGUGAUCUGCUGCCAGCCGAUGGUAUUAUCAUUCAAAGUAAUGAUUUGAAGAUUGAUGAAUCCUCGUUGACUGGUGAAUCGGAUCAUGUUAAGAAAGGUGUGGAUUCCGAUCCCAUGGUCUUGUCGGGAACUCAUGUCAUGGAAGGUAGUGCUAAAAUUGUCAUUACUGCUGUUGGUGUCAAUUCGCAGGCUGGUAUUAUUUUUACCCUUUUGGGUGCCACCGAUGAUGAACACGAUACGGAAAAGAAGAAAGCCAAGAAAGAAAAUGGACACAAGAACGGCAUCAAAUCCGAAGGCAAUCAUGUACAAAGUCCCCCGGCCAAAUCUUCCGGCGAUGGUGAUAAAAAGGAAAAAUCUGUAUUGCAAGCAAAACUUACCAAAUUGGCCAUACAAAUUGGUUAUUUCGGUUCAACAGCUGCUGCCAUUACUGUUAUUAUUCUGAUCAUACAAUUCUGUGUUAAGACCUUUGUCGUCGAAGAGAAACCCUGGAAGAAUACCUAUGCCAAUAAUUUCGUUAAUCAUUUGAUUAUUGGUGUGACCGUAUUGGUUGUGGCUGUGCCUGAGGGUCUGCCAUUGGCCGUCACCCUGUCGUUGGCCUAUUCGGUUAAGAAAAUGAUGAAAGAUAAUAACCUGGUACGUCACUUGGAUGCUUGCGAGACCAUGGGUAAUGCCACCGCCAUUUGUUCCGACAAGACUGGUACCUUAACCACCAACCGCAUGACUGUGGUUCAAUCGUAUAUCUGCGAGAAGUUAUGCAAAAUUUUGCCCAAAUACAAUGACCUGCCCAAACAUGUGGCCGACUUGGUUACCCAGGGCAUUUCGGUCAACUCUGCCUAUACCUCGAAUAUUUUGCCUGCUCCCAAACCCGAAGACUUGCCCACCCAGGUUGGCAACAAGACUGAAUGUGCCCUCUUGGGUUUUGUUCAAAACUUAGGAGUUAGCUAUCAAAAGAUUCGCGAUGAGAUUACCGAAGAUAAAUUCACUCGUGUCUACACCUUUAAUUCGGUGCGCAAGAGCAUGGGUACUGUAAUUCCUCGGCCCAAUGGUGGUUAUCGUCUGUUCAGCAAGGGUGCCUCCGAAAUUAUGCUGAAGAAAUGUGCCUAUAUCUAUGGCAACAAUGGCGUUUUGGAAGAAUUCACCAGCGAAAUGCAGGAACGAAUGAUCCGUGAAAUCAUUGAACCCAUGGCCUGUGAUGGUCUACGUACCAUCUGUGUGGCCUAUCGUGAUUUUGUCCAGGGCCCGGCCGCUGUGAACGAAGUUGCCAUUGAUGGUGAACCCAACUGGGAUGAUGAGGAAAAUAUCAUGUCCAACCUGACAUGCUUGUGUAUUGUGGGCAUUGAAGAUCCUGUCCGCCCCGAGGUGCCCGAUGCCAUACGCAAGUGUCAACGUGCCGGUAUUACGGUACGCAUGGUUACUGGCGAUAACAUCAAUACGGCUCGUUCCAUUGCCACCAAGUGUGGUAUCUUGAAACCGGGUGAUGAUUUCUUGAUUUUGGAGGGCAAGGAAUUCAACAAGCGUAUUCGUGACAGCAAUGGCAAUGUACAACAACAUUUGGUCGAUCAAGUUUGGCCCAAAUUGCGAGUUUUGGCACGUUCCUCACCCACGGACAAAUAUAUUUUGGUUAAAGGUAUUAUUGACAGUACGGUUAGUGAGAAUCGUGAGGUUGUUGCUGUGACAGGUGAUGGCACCAACGAUGGUCCCGCUCUCAAAAAGGCUGAUGUUGGUUUUGCCAUGGGUAUUGCCGGUACUGAUGUUGCCAAGGAGGCUUCCGAUAUUAUCCUAACCGAUGACAACUUCAGCAGUAUUGUAAAGGCUGUUAUGUGGGGUCGUAAUGUUUACGAUUCCAUUGCGAAAUUCUUGCAAUUCCAAUUGACUGUAAAUGUGGUGGCUGUUAUUGUGGCAUUCGUCGGAGCCUGUGCUGUGCAAGAUUCUCCUUUGAAGGCUGUACAAAUGUUGUGGGUCAACUUGAUUAUGGACACCUUGGCCUCAUUGGCUUUGGCCACAGAAUUGCCAACACCCGAUCUAUUGUUGCGUAAACCCUAUGGACGUACAAAGCCCUUGAUUUCGGCCACCAUGUUAAAGAACAUUGUUGGCCAAUCGAUUUAUAUGUUGGCGGUCACCUUUGGCUUGUUGUUCUAUGGCGCCAAAUGGCUGGAUAUUGAAUCGGGCCAAGAUCAACCCUUGGGUUCCGGUCCCACUCAACAUUUCACCAUUAUCUUCAAUGCCUUUGUCAUGAUGACUUUGUUCAAUGAAAUCAAUGCCCGUAAAAUCCAUGGUCAGCGUAAUGUCUUUGCCGGUCUCUUUACCAAUCCCAUUUUCUACACAAUUUGGAUCUUCACUUUCGUUUCCCAGAUUGUCAUCAUUCAAUACGGCUCCUUGGCCUUCUCCACAAAAGCUCUUUCGUUGGAACAAUGGAUGUGGUGCGUUGCCUUUGGCAUGGGCACAUUACUGUGGGGACAAAUUGUCAGCACUUUUCCACCAAAGAAAUAAACAUAAGUCACAAAGUUGUUGUUUUCCUCCGCCUUAAUGUGUCGCCCUCUCUAAGAGAGCGACACACAAAAAAAAAACAAAAUGUUCAUAAACAAAUUCUUAGCACAUAACUAAACAGUAUUUAUUAAUAAUUUAAAGAAUCUAGCGAAUGUUUUAGAAAGAAAAUGAAAAUGAGAAUCAUCCCGUCAUCGCAAUCAUUUAAUGCAAAUAAAGUGAAAUUCAUUUUAUAUUUAUUAAAU